CACCAUGGUAAUCCUCGGAGGGAAAAGUGUUCAAGUGUCAUCUUGACCCAUCCUUCUCUUCCUGAGGCAGCAGGACGAUAGGACUGCCUCACUCCACCGUACACACCCAUCUCACCCCACCCCAUCCUGCAUUAAUGCUCCCAAUCCUCUUUGUGGGAGAGUGACGUCUGCUACUGUCAGAAACAGAGUUAAGCUCAGCAGGCAGGCACCAGGAGAACAUAGUGGAGAGAAGCUCCCAGCCUUAGGGAUAACCAAGCAGCAUUGGGCUUUCAGGGAGACGAGUCUCUGCUACCCUAAGCAAGACCUGACUCUCGUCCCCAGCGGCUGCUCAGGCCUGCAGCUGGGAACAAAAGGGGAAUUUAGUGUGCCAAGACAGUUAUCUCCAUCAACAGGUUAGCUACAAACUCUGUCCCCUCCCGCCUGAGGGCCUUAAUGUCCUCCGAGGAUGGCUGUUGACAGACUGGAAUACAAACUCUCCAGUGGGCAACCAACAUUGCUUUAAGGAUCCUGCUUCUGUGAGUUUUUAAAACAUCGAGAAGUUUUCAAGCAUACUGCUGCAAAGCUGAUUGUAUGACACUGUAUCUUGUAUUAUUUAAUUAUUUUGUUUUCACUGCUGCACUGGCAGCAAAGCCGAUAUCCAGACAGCUCCGUCUAAUGGCAGGUGUGCAUGAAAGGUGUUUGUGUGAACAUGCAGUCGAAGCACUGUGUGUUUGUUAGUGCUUAAAACUGAACAGCAAAUCAGCAGCGUUAGUGUGCAUCUCCUGGGAUCUGCAGAGGCCACUGUUUACUUGGAGUGUGAGAGGGUGAUGCUAUUUAUGUGUAUGAAUCAAGUCAGAAGUGCUUGAAGUGUGUGUGUUUGUGUGUGAGGCGGUGGGGCCCUGUGGAGGUCGGAGCCCUGGAUUUCCUGGAGAUGGAGGGUCAUUGUUAUGACCGGUUCGGAGAUGGGGAGAGGGACAAUUACCAAAUAGACUACCGAAGGAUUGUAGGAGACAUGGAGCCAGCGAGGCCACGCAUCUCAAACAGAGAUGGGGAACAGCCUCACCCCUAUGGAGCCUUUACACACCCAACGCCACAUGGACACGGGCAUGAGACUGCAGCUCAGCGAUACAGCGCCACACGUAUCCAGGCUGGAUAUGAACCAGAGAGCAUGGCUGACUACUUGAUCAGUGGAGGGACAGGUUACGUUCCUGAGGAUGGACUCACAGCCCAACAACUUUUUGCUAUCGGUGAUGGACUGACAUACAAUGACUUCUUGAUCCUCCCUGGUUUCAUAGAUUUCACUUCUAAUGAGGUGGAUCUAACCUCUGCACUGACAAGAAAGAUUACCCUGAAGACACCUCUUAUUUCAUCUCCUAUGGAUACAGUCACGGAGUCAUCCAUGGCCAUCGCCAUGGCACUAAUGGGAGGAAUUGGAAUAAUUCAUCAUAACUGCACUGCAGAGUUCCAAGCCAAUGAAGUGCGUAAAGUCAAGAAAUUUGAGCAGGGCUUUAUCACAGACCCGGUGGUAAUGAGUCCUCGUCAAACAGUAGGGGACGUGUUUGAGGCCAAGAUACGCCAUGGUUUCUCUGGAAUCCCAGUUACAGAGAAUGGCAAAAUGGGCAGCAAACUGGUCGGCAUAGUCACCUCCAGAGAUAUAGAUUUUCUUUCUGAGAAGGACCAUGACAGACCUCUGGAAGAGGUGGGUGGGAUUUGCAUGAUUUUGCAAGAAAUUGUGUAUUGUCAAGAAUAUAAUACAGUGGCAAUAAUGAUGUCAAAUAAGUGUGAGGAUUCUAUGAUGCAUUGUUUAUUGUUUUAUUACUUUUUAAUUCAGGCAAUGACAAAAAGGGAAGAUCUAGUUGUUGCACCAGCUGGAGUCACACUGAAAGAGGCUAAUGAUAUACUUCAGCGUAGCAAAAAAGGUAAGCUUCCCAUAGUAAAUGACAGUGAUGAGCUGGUAGCCAUUAUUGCUAGGACUGACUUGAAGAAGAACAGAGAUUAUCCUCUGGCUUCUAAGGACUCCCGUAAACAGCUUCUCUGCGGAGCUGCCAUUGGUACUAGGGAGGACGACAAAUACAGACUGGACCUCCUCAUGCAGGCAGGGGUGGAUGUGGUUGUCCUGGACUCAUCCCAAGGAAACUCUGUGUAUCAAAUCAACAUGAUAAACUACAUCAAACAGAAAUAUCCUGAACUACAAGUGGUUGGAGGAAAUGUGGUGACAGCUGCUCAGGCUAAAAACCUCAUAGAUGCUGGUGUAGAUGCCCUGAGGGUCGGCAUGGGGUGUGGCUCUAUCUGUAUCACCCAAGAAGUAAUGGCAUGUGGACGGCCCCAGGGUACAUCAGUCUACAAGGUUGCAGAAUAUGCCAGACGUUUUGGCGUACCGGUAAUCGCUGAUGGAGGCAUUCAGACUGUUGGGCAUGUGGUAAAAGCUCUGGCCCUGGGAGCAUCUACAGUGAUGAUGGGGUCAUUGCUUGCGGCAACCACUGAAGCUCCAGGAGAGUAUUUCUUUUCAGAUGGUGUGCGUCUGAAAAAGUACAGAGGAAUGGGCUCCUUGGAUGCCAUGGAGAAAAAUAACAGUCAGAAGCGUUACUUUAGUGAGGGAGAUAAGGUGAAGGUGGCUCAAGGUGUCUCAGGAUCAGUACAAGAUAAAGGCUCCAUCCAUAAGUUUGUUCCUUACCUAAUCGCUGGUAUUCAACAUGGCUGUCAGGACAUAGGAGCCAAGAGUUUGUCCAUUUUACGGUCCAUGAUGUAUUCUGGUGAGUUGAAGUUUGAGAAGAGAACCAUGUCUGCUCAGAUGGAGGGGGGAGUCCACGGCCUCCAUUCAUAUUCUUUUGUGCCAUUUACGAGAAGCGGCUUUACUGAGGCGGGAGGAAGAGGAAGCGCUCGAUCAGGACCUAAUGUCCCGACUCCAGCAGCUGUGAGCAGAUGCACCGGGCGCAUGUGAUCGAACUACGAAACACAAAGUCGACAUGGCGUUUACGCCAUCACCCUGAAAUCUAACACUACCUUUCUGUGAUCUCCUCUUUUUCCUUUGUUUGUCCAAUCUUUGACUCCAUCAAAGAUAGACAAAACAACUCUCAAGAAGCCAAAGAGGACGGUCAUAUUCAUGGUCCUUCUUCACUUGACCGCUUUAUCUGUCUUUGUCCUGCUCUGGCUAAAGUGUAAAGAGGGUUAAUGUAAUCAACUAUUCUGAUGAUUACUUUAAAAAAAAAACACACCGUUAUUAUCUCAGGUUAGCUUAUCAUUGGUAAUGUAAUGAGAUGCCUGUCUCUUAGCUGAAUUUCACUCUUGCAGCACAGGUGUAGAAAUCAGACACAGACAUGCGGAAUAAGGAGCACUUUAAAGAAACAAUCUCAUCUGCAGUAGAAACGUCCGAACAACAAAAUGUUUGAGGUAACAAGAGAGCAUCCACAGCUUUCAUAUAUCAUAACCAUUUUUAUUUUCGUAAUACACCUGAAACUCCAUCUUGGUUUGGUGUGAUUUUCCAUAAUUUCACAUUGCAAAGAUGCAUCAUUAAUAACUUAACUGUACAUAAUUUAUAAUAUAGG
Acanthochromis polyacanthus (spiny chromis) is the source of this 3524-nucleotide messenger RNA. It is a transcript of the gene impdh1a, whose product is annotated as IMP (inosine 5'-monophosphate) dehydrogenase 1a. Gene Ontology annotation, molecular function: IMP dehydrogenase activity. Bases 911 to 2920 code for a protein of 669 amino acids. Gene Ontology annotation, cellular component: cytoplasm. NCBI's taxonomy places the organism in Eukaryota, Metazoa, Chordata, Actinopteri, Pomacentridae. The transcript is spliced from 15 exons. Gene Ontology annotation, biological process: GTP biosynthetic process. The record is from RefSeq and is a predicted model, not a curated record.